Penicillium roqueforti is the source of this 1008-nucleotide messenger RNA. RefSeq lists its product as uncharacterized. Gene Ontology annotation, cellular component: kinetochore; Mis6-Sim4 complex. The transcript has 2 exons. NCBI's taxonomy places the organism in Eukaryota, Fungi, Ascomycota, Eurotiomycetes, Eurotiales, Aspergillaceae. The record is from RefSeq and is a predicted model, not a curated record. The coding region runs from base 1 to 1008 and encodes 335 amino acids.
AUGACAUCUCGCGUUCCCACAUCACCAGAGCCAGAAGAAGUGGAGCUAGACACAGAAAUCGCCUCAAUCCGCGCAGAAAUCCAAACCCUCCGAAAACGCAAGCGCAUCCUCACAUCCAGCCUCAUAACAACCGACACAGUUCAAAACCUCCUCAAGAAACCUCAACCCCCAACCACCAAAACAACCCCAACAGACCCCCUCACCACAAUCUCCCCGCUCGUCCACGCCGCCGGCGCCCACACCUCCUCAAACCACCACCGCAUCGCCUUCGGCGCAACCGCCUUCCCAUUCAAAGACCCAUCCGCAACAGCCAGCGCGAAACCCCUCCUCGGCGUGCGUAUCGACGUAUGCACGCGCAAUGGCCGCUUCGCGAAACCAUACUACAUCCUCCUCAAACAGGAGCGGGGUCGCGCAGGGCCCGAGUCGGGUCCCAAGAUGUUGAAAGUGCAUCGGCAUACAGUGCCGGGGUUUAUAUCGAUGUCGAAGCUAGAGGGUGUGUAUCUACCGCGGCCUGGUGUGAUGCGCGACAAUGGAGAUGCGGAUGGAGGUUCAUCUGGCGGGGAUGAGGAUGAGGACGCUGAACCUGUGAAGCUGGGGAAGAAGAGCGGCCGGAGGCAGGAUCUUCGCGGGUUUGUGCGCGAGCUUCGGAGGGAGCUUGUUGCGUGGCAUAUGCGUGUUGAUGCUGUUGAGUUCCUGCGCCAGAAAUUGGGCCUUGUUGGUGAAGACGGCGGGUCCUUGCCGUUUGAUGUUUCGCCGGAUCGCGAUACGGGCAUUGUGUCUUUGGCUGCUGUUGCAGUUGAGGCGCGGUAUGUGCGUGUUGAGUGGGUUGAUGGGCGGGUUGGGCGGUUCAAGUUGUCUAAUGCUGGAGUCGUGGAGCGGGCGGUUGUUAUUGGUGAUGAGGGUCGGGAUAAGAAGGUCGAGGAUGCGAUGACUGGUGGUGGUGGGCGGGUUGAGACGGUUUUGGAUAGGUUGAGGGUUGAUGUGUUGUCUGGAGCACCGGCGCUAUGA